Messenger RNA from Mus pahari (shrew mouse), 1491 nucleotides. Its product is annotated as granzyme B(G,H). The transcript is spliced from 5 exons. Bases 186 to 929 code for a protein of 247 amino acids. Gene Ontology annotation, cellular component: intracellular membrane-bounded organelle; cytoplasm. Gene Ontology annotation, molecular function: serine-type endopeptidase activity. Gene Ontology annotation, biological process: proteolysis. The record is from RefSeq and is a predicted model, not a curated record. Lineage: Eukaryota; Metazoa; Chordata; Mammalia; Rodentia; Muridae.
GAAGACGUCAUCAGGCAGGGGCAGUAGGGCAGGAGUUUUCAUAGAAAGCAUGUGAUGAAGCAUCAUAAAAGCAGAGAGUGGGGACAAGGUCACAGAGCCCACUCUGCCUUCUUCCUCUCCUAGAGGUUAAAAGAGAGCAAGGACAACACUCUUGACGCUGGGACCUAGGUGGCCUUCCAGGGAAGAUGAAGCUCCUCUUGCUCCUGCUGACCUUGUCUCUGGCCCCCAGGACAAAGGCAGGGGAGAUCAUCGGGGGACAUGAAGCCAAGCCCCACUCUCGACCCUACAUGGCCUUCCUUCGGAUCGUGGAUCAGCAGUCUGAAAAGAGGUGUGGGGGCUUCCUUAUCCGAGAGGACUUUGUGCUGACUGCUGCUCACUGUGCAGGAAGUAAAAUAAAUGUCACUUUGGGGGCCCACAACAUCAAAGAACAGGAGGAGACCCAGCAAGUCAUUCCUGUGGUAAAACGCAUUCCCCACCCAGACUAUGAUUCCAAGACAAACUCCAAUGACAUCAUGCUGUUAAAGCUGAAGAAUAAGGCCAAGAGAACAAGAGCUGUGAGGCCCCUCAACCUGCCCAGGCGCAAUGUCAAUGUGAAGCCAGGAGAUGUGUGCUAUGUAGCUGGUUGGGGAAGGAUGGCCCCAAUGGGCAAAUACUCAAACACGCUACAAGAGGUUGAGCUGACCGUACAGAAGGAUCAGGAGUGUGAGUCACACUUAGAAAAUUAUUACAACAAUAUCAAUCAGAUAUGUGCAGGGGACCCAAAGACCAAGAAUACUUCCUUUAAGGGAGAUUCUGGAGGCCCGCUUGUGUGUAAAAAAGUGGCUGCAGGCAUAGUUUCCUAUGGACAUAAAAAUGGUUCAAAUCCACGUGCUUUCACCAAAGUCUCCAGUUUCCUUUCCUGGAUAAAGAAAGCGAUGAAAAGCAGCUAACUACAGAAGCAACAUGGAUCCUGUUCUGAUUACCCAUCCUCCCUAUAGCUUCGUCCUGGAUGGCUCUAGGACAGGUGGCAGCAUCUGAAUAGAGGACUUUUUCCUGACUGCAAAGACUGGUUUCAUGUCCAUUCACAAGGACCAACUCUGUCCUUGGCAGACCAAUGGAACACCUCUUCUGCCACCAUUCUGUGACAACCCAGCUGACAUCUUCCUAUGGUAGUUUGCCCUCUCUACAAAAGAAGUAGAAUGCUUGCAUUCGAGCUGGGCGUGUUCUGCUUCCCCUCAGUGCCCUUAGAAUGUUAUUCAAUGCAAGUCAUCAUUCAUACAGUUGCUCCCAAGUUGCUGACAUUCCCUAAAAUAGAGCAAGAAAUAGUAAACAGAAUUCCUUUUGCCUCUCUGUACUAUUUUCCCCCAAUACCAAGAUUUGUAUGUUUUAUAAAGCUAAUUUCCUUAUCAAGUGACAUCUUUAAAUUUUUAUAUUAAUUGCUUAUUUUCAAGGUACAACCUAAUUCUUUAUGGACAUGAUGUAAAAAUCAAAUAAAACUAAUUGACAUAUCCA